GGGCGGGAGGAGCGGGGGAGGGCGCGCGGGAGGGCGCGCGGGAGGAGGAAGUCGCGGAGCCAGAGCGAGCCGCGCUCCUGCGGGGAGACGUCGCGCAGUCCCCGGGGUCCCGGCCGCGGUCCCAGCUCCGGGCGCAGCCGCCCGGGAGGGGUCGCGCCAGGCGGCGCCCAGGCUCGGAGAGGGAUGCGCCGCCGCCGCCGCCCGCAGCCCCGGAGCAGCUGAGCGCGGCCCGGAGCGGCCCCGGGCGGGCGAGGGCGCACGCGGCCUCCGGGCCCACCCCGCUCCGGCGUCGCCCGCUCCGCUCCCCGGUCCCGAUGACCACCGAGGGCGGCCCGCCGCCGCCCCCGCCGCGCCCGCCGCCGGCCCCGCUCCGCCGCGCGUGCAGCCCGGGCCCCGGCGCGCUGCAGGCCGCCCUGCUGAGCCCACCGCCCGCCGCCGCCCUGGAGAGCGCGCCCGCGUCCUCCGCGUCGCCCGCCGCGGCCCCGCGCGCCCCGGCCCCGGCCUCGGCCCCCGCUCCCGCCCCGGCUGCCUGCAAGGGCGCGGCUGGCGGCGGCGCGGGCGCCAAGAAGGCGAGCUCGGGGCUGCGGCGGCCCGAGAAGCCGCCCUACUCGUACAUCGCGCUCAUCGUCAUGGCCAUCCAGAGCUCGCCCAGCAAGCGCCUGACCCUCAGCGAGAUCUACCAGUUCCUGCAGGCGCGCUUCCCCUUCUUCCGCGGCGCCUACCAGGGCUGGAAGAACUCGGUGCGCCACAACCUCUCGCUCAACGAGUGCUUCAUCAAGCUGCCCAAGGGGCUCGGGCGGCCCGGCAAGGGCCACUACUGGACCAUCGACCCGGCCAGCGAGUUCAUGUUCGAGGAAGGCUCGUUCCGCCGCCGGCCGCGCGGCUUCAGGCGGAAGUGCCAGGCGCUCAAGCCCAUGUACCACCGCGUGGUCGGCGGCCUGGGCUUCGGGGCCUCUCUGCUGCCCCAGGGCUUCGACUUCCAGGCGCCCCCGGCCGCGCCGCUCGGCUGCCCUGGCCAAGGCGGCUACGGCGGCCUCGACAUGAUGCCCGCGGGCUACGACGCGGGCGCGGGCGCCCCGGGCCACGCGCACCCGCACCAUCACCAUCACCACCACGUCCCGCACAUGUCGCCUAACCCGGGCUCCACCUACAUGGCCAGCUGCCCGGUGCCCGCCGGCCCGGGGGGCGUCGGGGCGGCGGGCGGCGGCGGCGGCGGCGGGGACUACGGGCCGGACAGUAGCAGCAGCCCGGUGCCCUCGUCCCCGGCCAUGGCGAGCGCCAUCGAGUGCCACUCGCCCUACACGAGCCCCGCGGCGCACUGGAGCUCGCCCGGCGCCUCUCCUUACCUCAAGCAGCCGCCCGCGCUCACACCCAGCAGCAACCCCGCGGCCUCUGCCGGUCUGCACUCCAGCGUGUCCUCCUACUCCCUGGAGCAGAGCUACCUGCACCAGAACGCGCGCGAGGACCUCUCAGUGGGCCUGCCCCGUUACCAACAUCACUCCACUCCAGUGUGCGACAGAAAGGAUUUUGUCCUCAAUUUCAACGGCAUUUCUUCCUUCCACCCCUCGGCCAGUGGGUCCUACUACCACCACCACCACCAGAGCGUGUGUCAGGACAUUAAGCCCUGCGUCAUGUGAGCAGACGAGGCCACCUCUCUCCUCGCCUCUCCUCUCUUCUCCCCUCCUGACCUCUGCUGAGGGGCGGAUAGGCACCAAGAGACGACUUCCACAGAUGACACACUCCCCUACGUGCACAGGACAGUAGUAAGUAGCACCCCCACUGCUUAGCAGAACCCCAGGACCGUGGCCUGCAGCUGAAGGAGGCGGAGCCCUUGGCAAGGUAAUGCCCAGACCAGGAAGAUCGACCCCAAACAGAGGAGAGCUGAGAAGUUGCCAAGCGUAAGGAAUAAACCUGUAACUCUGGGAUCUUCAUUGCCUUCUGUAAUCAGGGUCCGAGAAAAGCAGACAAGUUGUGUGUAUGUGUGGUUUUCUUUAUCUAUGAAAACUUGUGUGCUUUUCAAAGAGGCAGUGUGCAAAACACAGGCUUCCAAGAAAACCUCAUCACGCUGCCCGGCUGAGAGGAGCGUAGUUCACCCCAGACACCCCCUUUGGAUACAGAUGCCAAAGAACACUAUGAAGAAACCAUGUAGAGCCAAUGCCUCUAGUUUAAGAAAGCGGUUCUAAGUAUUGUGCCAAUACGACGUUUUUACAAGGUUGUUUUCUACCACCAUAUUCUAAAGAUAUUUUUAUGAUCUUCGUGUAUACUCACACUUUGCUUGUAUUUUAAAAGGAGGAUAUAUUUGCACUUAUGUAUACUUUUACAGUUUGCCAAAAUAUUUUGAUGUAAAAUUUUUUUCAAUAAAAUGUAUAUAACAAAUA
Molecule: messenger RNA, 2378 nt
Organism: Cavia porcellus (domestic guinea pig)
Lineage: Eukaryota; Metazoa; Chordata; Mammalia; Rodentia; Caviidae
Gene: Foxf2
Product: forkhead box F2
Exons: 2
Coding region: 315-1637 (440 amino acids)
Biological process (GO): animal organ morphogenesis; regulation of transcription by RNA polymerase II
Cellular component (GO): nucleus
Molecular function (GO): RNA polymerase II cis-regulatory region sequence-specific DNA binding; DNA-binding transcription factor activity, RNA polymerase II-specific
Source: RefSeq, a predicted model, not a curated record